AUGUGGUCGUCGAGCCAGGCGAGCACGAGGGGCGUGGUGGACAUGGGGAGGGUGGAGGCCGGGCCGUCGCAUUUCCCCAAGAGGCCCGCGCCCCGGAAUUCCGCCAGGGUCAAUCCAUCAAGGACACGCGCAGUGAAACCUUGCUCAGCUGGCGACCGCCCAGGAAUUUCUGUUAAAUGCAACUUGGGGUGGUCUUCUCAAACAUCUCCUGACUUGAGGCAUCACUUUAGAGGAUAUUCAUCAGCAUCAGAGGCAGUUCUUACCGCCCAAUCAGAUUUGAGAAAACUUCUUGUUGGCAAUGAAAAAAUUGGUGUUCUCUUGCUGAAUCUUGGGGGCCCAGAGACUCUUGACGAUGUGCAGCCUUUCUUGUUUAAUCUUUUUGCAGAUCCGGACAUUAUCCGUCUUCCUAGGCUCUUUCGCUUUCUGCAGAAGCCACUUGCAAAAUUCAUAUCGGUAGUGAGAGCACCAAAGAGUAAGGAAGGUUAUGCAUCCAUAGGUGGCGGUUCUCCUCUCCGACAAAUUACUGACGCACAGGCUGAAGCACUGAGGGAGGCAUUAUGUGGAAAAGAUGUUCCUGCCAAGGUGUAUGUUGGAAUGCGGUAUUGGCAUCCCUUCACUGAAGAAGCCAUAGAACAAAUAAAACGGGAUGGAAUCACAAAACUUGUUGUGUUGCCUCUAUACCCUCAGUUCUCCAUAUCAACUAGUGGUUCAAGUCUCCGUUUAUUGGAGAGCAUAUUCAGAGAGGAUGAAUAUCUUGUGAAUAUGCAACAUACAGUUAUACCUUCCUGGUAUCAACGUGAAGGAUAUAUCAAGUCUAUGGCAACUUUGAUUGAGAACGAAUUGACAAAAUUUCCAGAACCCCAAAAGGUUAUGAUAUUUUUCAGUGCUCAUGGAGUUCCUCUGGCAUAUGUUGAAGAAGCUGGUGAUCCAUAUAAAGCAGAAAUGGAAGAGUGUGUCGAUCUUAUCAUGGAAGAACUGGAAAAAAGAGGAACAACAAAUCCAUGCACACUUGCUUAUCAGAGCCGAGUUGGACCAGUGGAAUGGCUGAAACCGUACACUGAUGAGACAAUUAUUGAGCUUGGGCAGAAAGGGGUAAAGAGCCUGCUUGCUGUUCCCAUUAGUUUUGUCAGCGAACACAUUGAAACUUUGGAAGAAAUCGAUGUGGAGUACAAAGAGUUGGCUUUAGAAUCUGGCAUCAAGCACUGGGGACGAGUUCCAGCAUUAGGUUGCGAACCCACAUUCAUUUCGGAUCUUGCUGAUGCUGUUAUUGAAAGCCUUCCUUAUGUUGGUGCAAUGGCAGUUUCCAAUCUUGAGGCUCGGCAGUCUCUCGUACCCCUCGGGAGCGUGGAGGAGCUGCUAGCAGCAUACGACUCGAAGCGCGAUGAGCUCCCCCCUCCGGUGAUCGUGUGGGAGUGGGGCUGGACGAAGAGCGCAGAGACCUGGAAUGGCCGUGCUGCGAUGCUGGCCGUGCUGGCUCUCCUGGUGCUGGAAGUGACCACCGGCAAAGGGUUCCUGCAUCAAUGGGGAAUCCUGCCCCUGUUCCACUGA
This is a messenger RNA of Miscanthus lutarioriparius, 1548 nucleotides long. Lineage: Eukaryota; Viridiplantae; Streptophyta; Magnoliopsida; Poales; Poaceae. The record is from the annotation of a GenBank genome assembly.